Vitrella brassicaformis is the source of this 843-nucleotide messenger RNA. Lineage: Eukaryota; Vitrellaceae. The record is from the annotation of a GenBank genome assembly.
UCAAUCCCCACAAUGUCCUGCCGGACACACACCACGUUAGAACGUGAAAGAGACACAUAUAGAGAGAGAGAUGUGUGUGUGUGUGUGUGUGUCAUUUGAGCAACCUGGUGAAAUGGGUUCACUCUGACACCGGUUUUGUUCUCAUCCUCGCGUCCGUCGAUCGAAAUCAUGACGGUCUCACCCUCGCGAGUGGCCCUCUCCCUCACAAUGAUCGAACCUACAUGACCACACACGAGGAUAGCAUAGCAACCAUGAUGUGUGUGAGGGCAUGUGAGUGAGUGAGCAGCGCACCGGCGACGAGCCCUCUGGUGGACGAGAGGAUCCUGAGCUGGUGUCUUGGUACCCUCAGGAGUCGUGUGAUGUCCCUUAUGGCUCUGUCGCUGUGCGUCUGGUUGGUGUACAGAUGCACGUCACCAUAGAACACCUCACCUGCCACCACACACACACGACAGACACCCGACAGACACACGACAGACACACGUGCUGUGUCUCUGUCACUUUCUUCUGUCAGUCGUGCACUGCUCACUCACGGAGCGUCGCUGAUGUGUGGCUGGUGUGCAGCUGGUAGAUAGAUCGCAUCGUGGCCGUCAGCUGGGCGGCCUUCCUGCAUCCGUCCGGCUGUGAGGAGUGAGCCGACAGCUUGCCCUCCAGCGAUGAAGAGUCAAUGCUGCUGUCGUCGUGUGCUGGUGACUCAUCAUCGUGUGCGAGGUGGGUGGCGAGUGACUGGCUGGCCUCUGUGAUGUUGGGGUGGCUGGGCAGCGGCUGUGUCUCGUCCUUGACGACACAGCGGAUGAGUGACAGCACUGCAUCCUCGAGCAUCGAGUCAACCUGUCGCUCCUCCAU